UCUUUUUCCCCUAACUCAAUUGAAGUUUAUAUUUGGUGUUUUCCACUUAGCAAGGAAUACCGAUUCGGGGGAUAAUGGUCUCCAAAGGCAUUCCUGGUUCCUCCCUGCCGUUCAAGCAGUGCAUGGAGAUGAUGAGAAUCUCAAAUCUUACGGGUGGAUUACAACUUCUUCUUGUUCAAGAAAAUGAUUUUACCGAAGACUGUGGGGAGCUAUCGAGAGACAUCCUGUGGCUUCGAUGGUUUCACUGUAAGCACAGAUAUAUUCCAUCGUGGCUCUCACCGGAGAACAUAAGAGUUCUAGAGCUUCAAGAAGCUCGGAGCUUGGAAACAUUGUGGGACGACGCACAUCCUCCUUUGCAAUUGAGAGAGCUGCAAAUUAUGGUUGCCGACAUGCUUCGAAGUCUUCCCAGAUCAAUAGGCCAUCUCAAACAUUUGAAAAGACUAUCAUUAGGUUGUUCCUAUGAAGGUUCUAAAUUAUCGAGGCUGCCAGAAGAGUUCUGCCGACUUCGCUCGCUGGAACAUCUGGCCUUAGAAUAUUGCAGCAAGUUAUCAACUCUACCUAGCCGUUGUGGAGAUUUGGUAAACCUGCGGCAUAUAAAUCUGAGAGGAUCUCAGAGUCUAGAGAGGUUGCCUGAGUCUUUUAAGGAGCUGAUACACCUCGAAUAUCUCAAUUUAUCUGAUUGUGUCGAACUCACCUUAGAAUCAAAUAUUCUGGAAAACAUUUCAAACAUCAGGGUUUUUGAUGUGUCAGGAUGCUGUAAAUUACAAGUAUUGCCUGACAAUAUCACAAAUCAGGUUUCUCUCAGAAAGCUUGUUUUGAGAUACACCAACAGCUUGAGGGAAUUACCAUCUACCAUUGGUCAACUACGCAAAUUGGAAAACCUUGAAAUUGUUGGCAGUCCAUUGUUGACAAGUCUGCCAACAGAUUUUAGACAGCUGUCUAAUCUUCGAAAUUUGAGGAUUCAAAAUUGCUCUCUAAGAGAAUUGGAAUUUGAGCCGGGGUUGGGAUUGUUGUCUUCAUUGCGGGAGCUAUAUCUAUGGAAAACGUCAGUAUCCAGGAUAUCGCUUCCCCAAGACUGUUGUCCCAGCCUUGAAACUCUCUGCGUUGAAAUCUGUCCAUCUCUGCUGGAGAUCGAAACCCUGCCGACAGCUCUCAAGUUCAUUAAAUUGAGAGAGUGCCCAAUGCUGGCCAGGUUGGGUUUGCCAGGAGCAAUUGAAAAGCUAACUAAUCUGAAGACUUUAGAGAUUGGAAAGUGCUCAAUCAGAGAAUUGCAUUUUCGAAGGGGAUCAUCUGCUUCAUUGUGCGGGCUCAGGGAAAUAUAUUUAUGGGACACAUCAGUGUCCAGGAUAUCACUUCAUCAAGACUGUUGUCCAAGCCUUGAAAAUCUCCGCCUUGAAAUUUGUCCGUCUCUGACAGAAAUCGAAACCCUGCCAACAGCGCUCAAGUUCAUUCAAUUUAGGGAAUGUACAAUGCUGGGGAGGUUGGGUUUGCCAGGAUUAAUUGAACAGUUAACUAAUCUUGAGACUUUAGAGAUUGGGAGGUCUUCAAUCAGUGAAUUGCCCUUUGGAAGGGGAUCAUCUACUGCAUUGCGCCAGCUCAGGAAAAUACUUGUCCAAGACACAUCAGUGUCCAGGAUAUCCCUUCCCCAAGACUGUUGUCCAAGUCUUGAAACUCUCCGCCUUGAAUUUUGUCCAUCUCUGAUAGAAAUCGAAACUCUGCCAACAUCACUAAAGCUUAUUGAAUUGAUUGGGUGUACAAUGCUGGUGAGCUUGGGUUUGCCAGGAGAAUUUGAGGUGCUAACUAACCUUCAGACUUUAAAGAUUCGACAGUGCUCAAUCAGGGAAUUGCCCUUUGGAAGGGGAUCUUCUUCUUCAUCAUUGUGCAAUCUCAGGAGCAUACAACUUGAAGCCAAUCAUUUGUCCACGCUUUCGAUUUCCCCGGAAUCUUGUAAAAGCCUCCACGAGCUGACAAUAGAAAAUGAAGAAUAUUUAGUGGCAAUCGAAACCUUGCCAGCGGCACUCAAAAAAAUUUCUUUGGUGAACUGUAAGAUGCUGAAAACAAUAAGGGGAAUUCACGCUGUUGUGAAUGUCCAGAAGCUAAACAUUUUGAUUUGUCCAGAGAUAUCUGAGAUGCCGACUUUGGCAAGACUAGUUUCUUUAAAUAUUCUUGAUGUCGAAGAUUGCCAUAAAAUAAAGAAAAUAGAAGGUUUAGAACAUUUGAAGUCACUGGAGAAGUUGGUUGUAUGGACAUGCUGGAUGGAACCUGGUAUACACAGUUUGGGAGGCAUGGAAAGACUGCGGGCGCUGAAUCUGAGAGCAGCCAACAUAUCAGCUUUUGAAACUUGCAUUCACAGCAUACAAAUCGAGAACUGGCCAUGGGAAAUGACGAUAUCUGCAAAGAUCUUUCCUCGUGUUCAGUCAAUUUUGGAUUCGUUCACUUUUCCUGGUCUCGCUGUCGUUAAGAACUCAACAGUGACUGAUGACCAUAACCGUGAAUAUACGGAGUGGAGUAUUACAAGCUGGGAGACAAAUUUGUCCAAUGCGGCUCUAGUAUAUUUUGUUGUCAAUUCCUAUGAAGAAGGCUCCUGUCUAGGUGUAAACGAAGGGCAGAGUACCCGCGUAGAGUUGAGCAAGGGAGAAUGGUUAGUGAUAAGUGUGUUCAGAGAAGUUUCCCAGCUUAUUAAGGACGGAGGGCGCUCUGUUCAAGCAUCAAUAGAUCAAUGGGUUGGCCUUCCUUUCCAAGUAUUGGGUGGAAGGUUAAUUGUUGGAGAGAAAGGCGUCGUUAUUGAAGGUUUUAAGCAACUCUUGCAAACUCUCUCUAAGAGAGAUUGA
Messenger RNA from Cryptomeria japonica (Japanese cedar), 2831 nucleotides. RefSeq lists its product as uncharacterized. The record is from RefSeq and is a predicted model, not a curated record. The transcript is spliced from 3 exons. Lineage: Eukaryota; Viridiplantae; Streptophyta; Pinopsida; Cupressales; Cupressaceae. The coding region runs from base 75 to 2831 and encodes 918 amino acids.